UAAUCCGCGCUUAGUCGGACACGUGUAGACUCGUGCCGACUGUUGCACGCGAUGUGUACUAUAAAACAAGUCAGUUGCAUGAUAUGUAACAUACACCAUGUUCGCUUCAAAGGUCAAGAACACGCUGAAGAUUCUCUGGAGGGAGUACUGCUCCAAGACAUCCGUGCACGGAGUUGGAUUCCUCAAGCUGCAGACGACCUCCCGCUACGAGAAGUAUGAUCUUGAACACCCCAAACAUGCUACUUCUAACCCACCUCCUAACAGAUUCAUGUGGUCCCUGUGGAUUCUGCUAUCGCUCGCCGGAUGCGUCUACAUGACGUACGUGGGCUAUCAAAAGUGGGAGAACAACUCGGUGGUCAUUACGUACGCGACGCAAUCACUGCACGUGUGGCAGAUCCCGUUCCCCGCCGUUACGAUCUGCCCGGUGACGAAGAGUCGCCGCGAGGCGUUCGACUUCGAGGGGACUUAUGAUGAGCUCAAGCGAGGUGGAGGAUUGAUGGAUGAUGAUAGGUGAGAUUUGUAUGGGAGGAGUAUGUAUUGAAUAUUCAAGGAUUUUCGUUUUAGUUACGGCAUUUUUCGUGCCAUGCUUCACGUCUGCGUAAGUACUGUGAAUAUCUUCAACUUUACGGGAUCGUACAGUGAAAACGUUGUCGCAACGUUGCGGAAUAUUUCUUUCCCGUUGGAGGACAUGCUUGAAAAGUGUUCCUGGAAAGGAGUCGCAAUAGACUGUGGCGAGAUAUUCUCCGAGAUUGUAACGGAUGAAGGUGUUUGCUAUAAUUUCAACAUUUUAACAGCUGAAGAUCUGCUAAGAGUCGAAAAUUUGGACCCAACCUACGAUUCCGUUGAUUCUAGCAGAAAUUCUUCGCUUUGGUCCAACGAGGAAGAGUACACGAGGUAUUCCGGAUCUGACGUGUAUCCCCGCCGAGCUCUUGGAGCUGGGGUCAAGGCUGGACUCUCGGUGGUGUUGAAGACGCGGAAAUCCGAGGUGGAACACGUCUGUAGAGGCGGUAUGGAUGGAUUCAAGGUACUACUACACUCUCCGGAUGAGUUCCCGAUGGUCAGUGAGUUCUACACGAGACUACCUUUGGGCAAGUCCGCUGCCAUGUUCUUGAAACCUCAGCUGACUAAGGUGGUUGGCAGUUUGGAGAGUGAGAGCUUUGAGAGACGUCAAUGCUUCUUCAACAGCGAUCGCAAGCUGAGAUUCUUCAAGGUGUACAACCAGAACAACUGCCACGUAGAGUGCAUCACCAACUACACCUUCGGCAAGUGCGGUUGCAUCAAGUUCUCAAUGCCUCACGCGCCAGAUAUGGAGACUUGCAACUCUUCUCAGAUUGCGUGCUACCAGCACGGGUUGGUAGCCAUCAAUGAACGUUCGAUCCGACUCCAGCUCCAAGGAUCUUCCAAGUAUCGCACCUGCAACUGCCUACCUGCGUGCUACGAACUGGUCUACAACAAGGAAAUCUCCUACACCCCUUACAACGCCGAAGCUCAAGCAACCUCCAAGAACGAAUCCUCAAAUGACAUCUCAGACUUCUACCACUCCCAGCUGCUAAUAGCCAUGAAGACGGAUCGAACGCUCCCGUUGACGCGCUGUCGGCUGAACAGCAUCUCCGAUGUCCUCGCCAACCUGGGCGGAAUCUUUGGCCUGUUCAUCGGAGGGACCACCAUCAGCCUGGUAGAAAUCGUCUACUUUUGCUGCAUCCGUUCCGUACGAGUAGCCAUCACGCAGCACCGACUCCACCCAGCAACCCCCAAGGUGUUCCCUUGGGUGCCGUAACGACUUCGACUACGGCCAGAACCUACAAAUGACUUACUUAAACCGCGAUGGUGAUUUUUAUUGGGUGACGCAUCAACACCUCGCGGAGUUAUUAAAACAAAUGUGCACUAUUUUAUGGGCUCUUAAAACUGCGAUAUCAAAGCGUAGCUUUGGGAGGUGGUUCUUUCAUCUAACCCGAUAAGCACCGCAACGUGAGGACUUACUUUGAAUACUGAUGGCGUUGAACUGGUGGUGAGAUGUGAGUUUUUUUCCAGUUGGCGAUUGUGUGAUGGAAACAAUUGAUUGGCGUGAAAACGUUUUGCGAUAAAUUGUUUGUGGGUGGGAUUGGUAACGAGGAUAGGUUUACU
This is a messenger RNA of Culex pipiens pallens (northern house mosquito), 2124 nucleotides long. Its product is annotated as pickpocket protein 28-like. NCBI's taxonomy places the organism in Eukaryota, Metazoa, Arthropoda, Insecta, Diptera, Culicidae. The record is from RefSeq and is a predicted model, not a curated record. The transcript is spliced from 3 exons. Gene Ontology annotation, biological process: sodium ion transmembrane transport. Gene Ontology annotation, molecular function: ligand-gated sodium channel activity. Gene Ontology annotation, cellular component: membrane.